Molecule: messenger RNA, 2322 nt
Organism: Cetraspora pellucida
Lineage: Eukaryota; Fungi; Glomeromycota; Glomeromycetes; Diversisporales; Gigasporaceae
Source: the annotation of a GenBank genome assembly
AUGCAAAAGAUUCAGGAACGACGCUGUUGUUUAACAAAGAUAUUAAGAGCACGUAUAAUUUUCGUUUCGAUGCUUACUCUCACGGAAACUUCUUCAACUCUCAAUACAAGCUAUGUUAGUCAUCGUAAAAGCUCUACCACUGCUUCAAUUGAUGAAUCAUAUAUAUCUCCUAUGGUACCAAUUAACAAUUAUACCCUUCAAACUUCUGCGCCUCGUGUAUCCGACAACUCAUCAAGACGGCGAUCUACUGCAUCUCAACAAGAAUCAUCUAAAAAAUCAUUGGAUCAACCGCAUCCCUCACUGAAUAAUUCAUCAACAAAUCCUAUUUCUUUAAAAAAAUCAUCUGGAUGUCUUCGUAAACUACAUGCUGAUGAUAAUGGGAAACAUUCCCCUUCUGAAAUGGCAUCUUCUUCACCUCUACACGAUAAUAAUGAUAUACCUUCUUCAGUUUCUCAGCAUAUUCCCUCAAAAAGAUUAUUUGAUGAUUCACAAAAAGUUGUUCUUUGUGUUUCCGAAAGAGUUUCUUCUCCUGAGGAUUCCACUGAAUCCGAUUUGAAAAAAAUGAUUGAUUCAUCUCUACCAAUCACUGAUAAUUUUAAUUCUGUAACUCCUAAAGUGUCUGUUAAAGACAUUUAUAAUACCCCAGAAAAUAGUGAUGGGGAUACAUCCGCUAACGUUUCGGAUUGGGAUAAUAAUACAUCAGUUCAAUUGAAACCAUUUGAUAAUCAAGUGGGCGGCCACACCUCUUUUUUUCGAUUUUCUCAAAAAGCCGUUUGCAAACCUUCAGUACCGAGGGAACAAUAUUUUUAUGAACUCCUUGAAAAAUCUCAUCCUGAACUUUUACCAUUCAUUCCCAAAUAUUUGGGUACUGUUAAUGUGAUUAAUCGUGCUCAUGAUGGUGACGUAAAAUCAAUGCCGGAAGUUGUUUUUGAACAAAAUAAACAUCUUUUGCCUAAAUGGAUGCUCAAUAGAGUUAAUUCAUUUGAUAGUCAUUAUUAUGAUGACAACAACCAAUUAUUUGAUAAAGAGAACAAUAAAAUAUCUUCGGUAUCUAGUGCUCCAAAUUUAUGUUCUCCAAAAGUGAAUCAAGAUCUAAAAAAUGAAGUUUUACAAGAAGUAUUUUCACCUAGUGUCGUUCGUGCUCGGGUGCGACAAAUUCAAGCUUUACAAAAAGAACCCAUUAGAAGAAGGCAUUCGAUAACUAAUGUUGCUACUUUACGAAGAAAGUCUGAAUGUAAAACUCCUGAAAUGUCCGAAAAUAUGGAUUCUCCUUGUGAAAAAAGACAAAAGUUGCCAAUUACUGGUUCACCUGACCUAUUAUCAUCUAAAUCUGGUAAUGAUCAUGGUGAUACUACUUUGACAUGCUUAACUGAUUGUCGUCAAAUCCGUCGUUCUAGUAAUGAUCAUUUUUCUAGUAUGACACUUGUGAAAAAGGAAAAACCAAAUUCUUAUCCAAAUUUAACUGAAUCUACUUCACAUACCGGGUAUUCUCACGAACAAGCAACUUCUGAUAUGCAUUCGGCUUUUAACAUGGGAGAAUAUUCAUCAUCAUCAAAACCUACUUUACGAUUACAAUAUCCUACAGAAGAAAAUUCUGAUGAGGAAUUAGUCACUCCUCCGCAUUCACCUACUUUGAUUAAUAAUCCUUGGUCUUUACAUUGUUAUUCGUUACAAAAAUCUGACGAAGCACUUAAUAAUUUGCAACAAUUUAUUAUUUUACAAGAUCUAACUGGUGGAUUGAAAUAUCCUUGUGUUUUAGAUCUAAAGAUGGGUACAAGGCAAUAUGGGAUCGAUGCGAAACCAAAGAAACGUGAAAAUCAAAUGAAGAAGUGCGCAAAAACCACGAGUAAAACUUUGGGUGAUAAAUAUUAUGGUCGUUCUCUAAAUAAUGAAACAUUCUUUAGUUCAUUAGUUGACUUUAUUAAUAACGGCAAACAUGUUUUAGUACACCAUAUUCCUGUUAUCCUUCGUAAACUUCGCCGUCUUGCAAAAAUAAUCCGUAAACUUUCGAAUUACCGAUUUUAUGGAAGUAGUUUAUUACUUAUUUAUGAUGGUGAUGAGAACAAUCCACGAGAUAUAGAUGUUAAGAUAAUUGAUUUCGCUCAUUGCACUACGGGCAAAGAUUAUUUACCUGAGGAAUUUUUGAAUCCACCACAUGAAGGUUGCGAUAAGGGAUAUUUAUUAGGACUUAAGAAUUUGUGUCAAUCAUUCGAAAGAAUCUAUAAAGAGACUUAUGGUAUUAAACCUGAAGAUGUUGGUGAGGAAGAAGAAGGUGUUUUUUCAGAAAUAGGAGAAGAGCAUGAUGAUAACUCCUCUGGAUAA